Molecule: messenger RNA, 4113 nt
Organism: Knipowitschia caucasica
Lineage: Eukaryota; Metazoa; Chordata; Actinopteri; Gobiiformes; Gobiidae
Source: the annotation of a GenBank genome assembly
AUGCCAACGCGGAUGCCAUGUCCAGACGUCCAUGUCGCUCUGGAUGGCUGCCGCUAUUGUGAAAAACGAGAGGCCAAGGAACAGGAGCUCUGUGUUGAGGAGCAGGCGGGUCCCUUGUGCAGCGGGGAAGGGCCAAUCUGUGAAGUGGCGGAGCUCCAUGAUCCACUGGAGUGGAGGGCUCAGCAGGAACUGGAUCCCGAUCUGCAACCUGUGCUGCAGUGGGUUGAAUCGGGACAGAGACCACAGUGGAGUGAGGUAGCUGGGUUUUCGCUGGCCACCAAAGGACUGUUUGAAAAGUUUACAACCCUCCGUAUAAAAGACAGAGUACUUCAAAGAGCGUGGAAAGAGCCAGCUACAGGGGAGGAAAGGUGGCAAACUGUAGUCCCCAGAGCACUCAGAGACCCAGUUCUGAAGGCUUGUCACGGAACUCCUGGGGCGGGACACUUUGGAGUCUCAAAAACUCUCAGACGGCUCAGGCAAGGGUUUUACUGGGGCCAGCUCAGGAGGGAUGUAGAGGACUUUUGUCGUCGUUGCGACCUGUGCGCUGCUUAUAAGGGCCCUCCAGGUCAAUCCCGUGCCGAGCUUCAGCAGUUGGCCGUGGGGGCCCCUAUGGAAAGAGUGGCUGUGGACAUAAUGGGUCCGUUUCCCCGGUCUUCGGUUCAGGAGUCCACAGCAUGCACACCUGCUCUUCUCAUGUUGGGGCGAGAGCUGCGGACACCCAGAGAAAUGUGCUUUGGCAGACCCCCACACACUCCUGCUGUCCCACCAGGACCGGAAUACGCUCGGAGGCUACAGGACCGGAUGGAGACAGCUCAUGCGUUUGCCCGUGACCAGCUGCAAAAGUCUGGGAUCCGGCAGAAAAGAAACUACGACAUGAGGGCCAAAGGAAGAGACUUUAACCCUGAGGACCUCGUGUGGGUGUUCAGCCCUAAGAGAAAAAAAGGGAGGUGCCCUAAGCUGGACUGUCACUGGGUGGGGCCCUGUAGGGUACUUGAGAAGCUUGGGGAGGUGGUGUAUAGGGUGCAGCUCCCACCUAGGGGUAGACGGGUGGCCCUUCACAGAGAUAGGUUAGCUUCAGUGGUAACAGCCCAGACAGAGGCGGUCAAGCGCUCAGAGCUGCUGCCGGCCACCGCAGGAAUACGCCUCAUGAUGGGGUCACGAAUCAAGGAAAACCCUGAGUCUACCUUUGAGAUUUAUAUAGAAGUAUCCUACUCGGGAACACCAGGCUCUAAACCACUAGUCCACAGACAGUUUCCUGAAGAUUAUAAUGAGAAGGAAACGCUUCAGACAGUACCGAAGUUCUGCUUUCCAUUUAACAUGGACAGUCUCACAGUUAACCAAGUCGGCCAGAAUUUCACCUUUGUGUUAACUGAUAUUGAGAGUAAACAGAGAUUUGGUUUUUGUCGUCUGUCCUCUGGCGCUCAUACCUGCUACUGCAUUCUGAGCUACCUGCCUUGGUUUGAGGUCUUCUACAAACUUCUUAACAUUAUUGCAGACUACACUAUCAAAGGCCAGGAAAGCCCCCUACAAGAGCUCCUUGUCUCACUACAUACCCUUCCAAUCCCGGAGCCUGGAGUUCCUGUUCAUCUGGGGAUGCAUUCCUUCUUCACUGUGCCUGACAUUAGAGAGCUCCCUAGUAUACCAGAAAAUAGAAACUUGACAGAGUAUUUUGUAGCUGUAGAUGUCAAUAACAUGCUCCAUCUUUACGCUAGUAUGCUUUAUGAACGCCGAAUUCUCAUCUGUUGUAGCAAACUAAGCACUUUAACUGCAUGUGUCCAUGGGUCUGCAGCCAUGUUGUAUCCAAUGCACUGGCAACAUGUUUACAUUCCAGUUCUGCCUCAACAUCUGUUGGACUACUGCUGUGCCCCGAUGCCUUACCUAAUUGGAGUGCAUUCCAGUUUAAUGGAGAAAGUUCGCGUGAUGUCUCUGGAUGAUGUGGUGGUUCUCAAUGUGGACAACAACACCCUGGAAAGUCCUUAUGAAGACCUUCAAAGCCUUCCUAAUGAUGUGGUUUCCGCUCUAAAAAGCAGACUGAGAAAGGUGUCGACCACAACAGGUGACGGUGUGGCUCGCGCCUUCCUCAAGAGCCAGGCUGCUCUCUUUGGCAGCUACAGAAAUGCCCUGCAGAUCGAGCCGGGAGAGCCAAUCACGUUUAACGAAGAGGCGUUCAUCAACCAUCGAUCUAGUGCAAUGAGGCAGUUUCUUCAGAAUGCAAUUCAACUACAACUAUUCAAACAGUUUAUUGAUGGCCGUUUGGACCUGUUAAACGCAGGAGAAGGAUUUAAUGACAUUUUUGAGGAGGAGAUCAGCAUGGGAGAGUAUGCCGGAAGUGACAAGACGUACCAUCAAUGGUUGUUCACUGUUAAGAAAGGCGGUGGUGCAAUCAUUAACACAGUGAGGACUAAAGCUAACCCUGCAAUGAAAACUGUCUAUAAAUUUGCUAAGGAUCAUGCCAAAAUGGGUAUUAAGGAGGUGAAGAGCAGACUGAAACAAAAGGAACAGGCAGAGAAUGGUUUUCCCACAGCCGGAUCCGUGGUCAUCGACAACGACGGUUCCUCUGAGUUUCCAUCGAGCACUCGAGCUGUGAGGAGAGAGGGGCCGCUGCAUACCUGGGAUGACCGAAGACCGAUCACGAUGCACUUUGGACAGACUCGACCACCAAUUUUGUUAAAAAGGCCGAGCAGUAAUGUGAGUUUGGAGGCUGCUGUGGACCCACUCUCUCUGCGUCCCACUCGGCAUUACACUGUGUUUCUGUCGGAGGAUUCCUCUGGAGACGAGCUCCAGUUUGACGAGGACUCUGUCUCUGGGUGUCCUGAUGGCUUUCUCUUCUCAACCCCCUUUGAGUGGUCUCCUCUGGCACAACCGUACCACUCGCUAAAAGAAGUGGAGUUGUUAGAAAGUGGUGGUGAUGAUAAUGGCCUUGGUUCAGAGAGGCACACUGCUCCUUCAAGUCCAGUUAAUGAAAGGUUCUCCAAUGUCAAUCUGUUGGGGGAUAUUUUUGGCUGCCAAGAUGAGCCUGACAGCCAACAUAUUACUCUGGCAAAAAGUCUUGAAGAUUUGAGGACGCCCAAAGAAACUGACAGUGUGCCAUCAAAGUUCAACUAUCAGCGCAUGGACCUGAGCAUCAGUGAACAUUCACGCACACUGCCUGGGCUUAAACUGUCCAAUCCGUACAACAAGCUCUGGAGUGCAGGACAAGAGGAGGCUGCUCUGCCCAUCUGUGUUCCUGCUGCUUCUUCUGAACGACCGGCGUCUGUUCAACUUCCUGAUGCCCCUUCUCCGUGUCGUGAAAUCCUCACUCUGGGAAUGGAUGUCCUGGACCUCACAAACACUAGCAACAUCACCAUUCCCCGUCCACAGGGCAGGAAGACGCCAGAGCUGGGAAUAGUGUUGGCGCCUCCUGUUGUUCAAGUCCGGUCCAAACCAGCGGAAGGAAGGACUACAUCUGGAGGACAAGAGUUCAGGCAAGCUCUGAGCCGCACGACCGAUGUGGACCUUCUGAAGCCCUCCAAAGUUCCGGAGGAGAACCUAGAUCUGCUCAGCCUUUUGGACCCUCUCAAGAGUUCACCCGUCAAUGAGAAGAUGGAAAACGGCACCCUCUCAGCAAAUAAACCACCACUUCCACCACGGCCUUACCCAACAGGGCUGCCUCCUUUUCAAGCGCAGCUUCAAGUAUCCCUCAACCCCUUUGCCUCAUCUCUUCCACAAACCCCGCCUCAAAUGCACUACUCCCCCGUGGUCAGUGGUAACCCCUUCAGUGCAGUCUACGGGCCUCCAGGCCCCUGCCUCCACACCCCACAGACUUUGCCUGGUUUGUACAGACAGCCCUCACCUGGCGGCUGUUCUGUGUCCCCCAGUUAUGGACUCAUGCACCCGCCCUUCCUCUCAUCAGCCUCCCCCCGGCCGCAGUCCUCCAGUAACCACUCUCUGUCCACUCUGGCAGACUCUAUGACUGACCCACCCCAGAGCAGACUGGCAAAACCUCUUCAAACUGAGGCAGAAAGUCAAAAGAGUCAUGAUCCUUUUGGAGACCUGCUCAACAUUGUCCAACCCUCUGCGACUCCUAAAAUGAAGGUAGAAGACCUACGGAGAAAGUGGGAAACGUUUGACUGA